Molecule: messenger RNA, 5132 nt
Organism: Pseudomyrmex gracilis
Lineage: Eukaryota; Metazoa; Arthropoda; Insecta; Hymenoptera; Formicidae
Exons: 7
Coding region: 200-5005 (1601 amino acids)
Source: RefSeq, a predicted model, not a curated record
UGUAAAUCAAAUUUUCAAGUAUGAAUUAUCGUGGCUUUGUCACGCACAGUGUACUCGGGCACACUUUGAAGAUUUCAAAAGUGGAUGAAUAAAACACAGCAGGAAUAUGAAUGUGUAACAAAUAUAACAGAGCAGACGUGAGGAAAAUAUGCGUCACACGAGAAGCGAUGAGAUUUAAUUGAAGAGUUUGUCGGAUAUUAUGUCAAAACUUGAAACGUAUGGGAAAUUAGAUUCUCAAAUGCCGGGAGAGCAUUCGAAAACUCUUGGUCAAAAUGCGGGCGCGAUAUUUUCCGCGCGGAAAAAUCUCUUGCGCGAUGCUAAUGUGGCUUGCCGUUUUCGUGACGUAAAAAACACGGGGAGUUUCCCGUCGGCAUUGACGAUCGACGCAUCGGUUUUCACCGAUCAAUCGAAACCAACAGUGAAAUCGGAAUACGAGAGAAGAGGAACCUUGAAAGCGUCAAUUCUCGUUGAGGAAAGGAGAGAAGAUAUCGCGGAAGAACAACAGGUCGAAGACAGACGAGAAGACGAGAACAAAGAUGAUGGCAAAAAGACGUCGCGGGCCGCGGGCGAUGUAUGCGUCUCGGAAACUUGUGGGGAGGAGAAGAUCAAAAGACACAAGACUUUCAUAGACGCAUCGGCAAACGAAGAAUUGCUCGCGCGCAUCGAAGAGAUCAACCCCACGAAACUGAGCGAGAUGAUCAACAAAGAGAUAAACAAUUCCAUCAAAGAGAUUAACAAUUCCAUUAAAGAUGCCGUGCAAACUAUCGUGAAACAGUGCUCAAUGGAAGAGAAAAAGUCGACAGAGUCUGAAAGGAAGUCGCGCGCGUGUCAAUUUCGCGUAGCGGACGAAUACUGCAAGAAAUCGCCCGAUCUCUCUUGCAGAGAUCGACGAAACGCGACAUGUCCCGCUAUGCGGCAAUAUAACAAUCCCACGCGCGACAGUUCCUUUUCACGCGCUAAAACGACGCGCGAGGACGCAACACCGCUGCCGGUGAAUAUCAACAACGAAAAAAGAAAUAAAAAACACUCGAAACCGGCGAGUAAUGUGAGCACCGACAAUCGCAGAAUGACCGGAAAUGUAAAUAUCUAUAUUUGCUCCGAGGCUAAUGACAAUAGCGCGGAUAAAAGCAGAGGAAAAACGAAGACUCAAUCUUGCACGGAGACGAGUACCGAUACAAUCACCGAGCAAUCAAACUCGAGAUGCGCCAGCAGCGCAUCAACGUGCAAGCUGAUAAACUGCAUACAAGAAAAACGGAGAAAAUUGCAAGCGCAGCGACUAUCUAAUACUCUUCACAAAAGAAGGGACAAGAGCAGCGACAGCAGCGAGGAUAACGUUGUCUGUGAUACGAACAACACAACCGUGCAUAGUAUUUGCAGAAAGGUAUCGAGCGAAUUCAACAAGGAAGGGGUGGAUGUCAAACUUAGUGAUGAGGAUGUUGAACGCGGAGAUACAAUUUCGUCGACUAGAAACGGUUGUUGUUGCGAGGAUACAAACAGCACGACGGGUCCACUAUGUGACUCGUCGGAGUCUGUGGUCCCGUGUGCCGGGAGCUUUAGCAUAUUUGACAAUUCGAUACGUCCACAGUCUUGGACCAGCAUUUAUCCUUCAAAAGCGGAAGCCGAAUCGAAUGGUAGCGACAUCACGUUGGAUUACGACGAGAAUGACACUCGAAAUAAAAUUUGCGGAAAUGACGACGAAUACAGCGUGUGCGAUGCAAUCGACGGCAACAGAUGGCAACGGAAAUCGAUUUAUACAGAUUGCGCCACGUACGGCAAAAAAGUUCCGAAAGAGUGCUUCGCGGACAAUUGUAGGUACCGAAACAAAAAAGUCCAAGACUCGGCGGUAAAUGGCAACGAUAUCUGGAAGAGACGAGUGGGUUACAAACUGCGGCAACCUAUCGAGGAUUGCCGAAGAGAACACGUGACUCUUCAGAGAUCCGCGUGUAGUUGUAUCGCGGAGGAGGAAGAAGAUCGUUGUGCGAGCGUCGACAUAGUCGGGAAUGAGCUUCCUGAAAGUGUAUGUGAAGAGGCGACGUGUCCGGAAAAGAUAUACGUUUGUCGAGCGCCGUCGCGAGAAUUAACCGGGGAUGCGACUGUAUGCGGAACGUCGUUUAGCGCCGUCGGAAAAUGUUCCGAGGAAACGUGUAAAAGCGCGUCGAAAGAUCCUGCGGAAUGUCGAAACGGCGCGACUGUGUACGUAACAACGUUUAAGAAUUCGGAAGAACCUCUAAAAGUAACGAGAGUUUGUAAGGAGUUGGUUGCAGAAGAGUCUUCGAAAGAUAUCGCAGUUUGCAGGACAGUGAUGUUUGGCGAACCGAAAGGACCCCCGGAAAGAGUAGCAGUUUCCAAAGCGCUUCCUGACUCCGAAGAAGCCCCAAAGGAAACAAUUUGUAAGAAGAUUCCUGACUCUAACUUUGCUGACCAAGACGAUGUUAAGACGGUAUUCUUGAACAGCGCGGAAGAUAAACUCGCGGAGGGAAAUACAAAUAGCUCGAACUUAAAUAACUGGCAGGAAAAUGUCGGAAAUACCGAUAGAGGGAAGCAACUGAAUAAGUUCGGCAACCGUGAUAAUUUUGCAGGACGGAAGUCCAAUGUGAAUAUAAAGCAAGGUGAACGAACGAAAAAACUUAUUUCGAAUGACGAAACAAAUACUCCCGUUAAACCGAUCGAAGAUACCACAUCGUUGCCGAGAAGUAUCUAUUCUGCAAUUCCACGUAAUUCCAUUAAUCUUAUUUCAAAUUCCAAAGCAAGCAAGCACAUAUCAAACACUCACCCCGAUCAACAAGGGUCGUUAAAAUUUCAGUUACCUAAUCGACCACUAAGGAAUUAUUCUCAGCAACCGAGCAGAAUAGCGAAGAGAUCUACGAUGCGAGAGUUGGCCGCGUCGCGUAAAAAUAAUCAGACUGUGAAAAAAGCGCAAGACAAAUUGAAAGGAAACGAAGAAAAAUACAAUAUUCCAAGAGAAGUGAAAACGAAAGAGGAACAGCCGAGAGAACCUCUCUUAUAUCGAUCGAUUAAAAAACUGGCCGAUAUACUUAAAUACACUCGAGAACAAUUGAAAGCUAAAAGAGAAGCAGAAAAAACUAAAUUAAAGAAAAAAAUUGUCAAUGACAAACGAGAUGAUGGAGAAUACAAAACUAUUUCUGAAACGGAAGAUAAAAUUAUUGAUGAGAAGCGUCAGAAGAUUGUCGAACAAAUAGAAGCACCGAAAUCUCCGCUCGCAGACGGAGAAACACGUGAAAAGACCGAGGCGCCAGAAUCGAUAGCUGAUUUUCGAAUUUUUAAAGAGGAUAAGAAAACAGACGUUCUUAAAAUAAACGAGACAACGCGUUUGAAACCGAAAUUAAUUCGGAUUAUCGCGACGAAAAGAUCACGCGUUCCAACUGUAGCAGCAACCGAUUUCAAACCUCGAGAACCUGAAAUAGAAUCUGUUCGGGUUGUAACCGAUUCUCAAGAACCCGAAGUGGAAUUUCCUGCUGUUGAAACUACUACGAUUGAUCGUGUCGAUCAAGAAGAAACUUUUCAAGAAGAAACAAUCAUACAAGAACCUAUUUCUGAAGAGAUCCAAGAAGACACAAAAGUGGAAGAAUCUAAAAUAAGUAUUGCUGAAAUUAAAGUUUCUACGAAAGAUGUUGCUGACGAAGAGAAAGUUUUAAAAGAUGUGAUAGACAAAAAGACGCAAGUCUGCGCACUUUUUCCGGACGAAAAACAAAGAGAAGAUCUUCAAAAAUUCAUAUCUUGUAAAUGCGAUGUACUUCCUGAAUCAAAUGGUUCGUAUUUGAUCGCCAAGCGUGCAAAGCUGUACGUGCCUUGUCCGCAGAAAAAAACAAAGGACGAGGCGAAGAAAACUAUCCCUUGUACGUCUCCGCUUUCUUUUCGUCCGAAAGGUUGUUUCUGUUUACUUUAUAAGUCGACACAAUGCCAUAACAUUCCCAAUGAAUGUCUUUGCGAGGACAAUGAGCGGAUAGACCACUGCGCACCGUCACAAUACCUGAAAAGUUGUCUGAAGACGAGCCAAAAGUCCGACAAACCAAAAUUUUGUGUUGUAUCGCCUUUGAAAAUUAAUCCCCAUAUUUGCUCGAACUGUAACAAAACGAAGAAAGAAUGCGUGUGUAAGAAAACUGCGUUCUCUCGCCAGCUCUCCGAAGAAUGCAAAUGCAGACGGUGUGCAACGCGUGCUGAUUAUUCGAGAACGGCUGAUAAACGCAGAGAUCAGUGUAAUUGCGUAUUCACGGAAUGCAACAAGAUCACAAAAGUGUGCGACUGCAGAAAGGCGAUGAUUUGUUUAUAUUGCGACAAUCCUCGAGACAAGUGCACAUGCAGAGCGCCGAUCGGCAAAUGUUCGAGCUGCGGAUUGCCGUCGGAUGUUUGCAACUGUCAAGUAGACACCGACCGCGAUCGUAAAGAUAAAGUACAGAUAAACGAGAGAUCGGAUGAGAAUCGAACAAUUCGAGUUACCAGCUGGAAGCCGAGAAAAGAAAUCAGGCGAUAUUUUACGAGAAACUCUGAGAACUUUCAAUCGAAUCCCACCGAAGAAUGUCGUUGUUACGAGAAACCGAACGGGCAACACAUCCCCGAGGAGCAGCUGCCUUAUCAGCGGCUAAAUAUCUUCUCGGACGUAAUGAACGAGCUACAGCAAAAGAUUAGCGAGUCUAUAUGCUGCUCACGUUGUUGGAAAAAUCCCUGUUGUUGUGAGUUGCGAGCGAGUCAGAAUGAAGAAACGGGAGAAACGAGAUCUAAGGAUCACGUCAGAUGCCUUGAAAUGGAAAAGUCGCCUAGAAUUGGACUUAGGAACAAGUCACCGAAUAAUUGUCGAUGCAAUUCGAGUCCUAAAACCAAGCGUAAAAUUAAUUUUGAAGAAUCAAUAUCAAUUCGACGUGCUAAUAACUGCGUUUGCGAAGUUUCGCCAUGUGGAUGCAGAAAAAACAGACCUAAUAACAAGAGACCGUUGGCAAAAUGUUAUUAUUGCAAAAGUUUGCCCUGCGCCUGCAUUAUAGCGAGGUAGCCGAGACCGUGCAGGUGCAGUGAUUCAUCGGAUCUGACCGAACGAAACAGCCGAAAGCAAAAAGCGCAUUCGCGAGAGAAACAUGGGAAGGUAAAUGAUAUUUAAUUAAUUGUGCUCGGCGCGAUCA